CCUUCUUCUCACUCAACUUUUCAUUUCUCCUUUUAACAUGUAAAAUCUCAAGUCAACCUCAUCUCAUCAUUUGGUCUUGCUCAAUCUCCUCCUUUUCUUGUUUCUCCUUCCCACUUUAUUCUCCUUUAUUUCUCUUCCUCAACACCAUCACUUUUCUGUCUAUAUAACCACCGGAUUCCGCCAUCAAACUGAUCCCCCACACCCCAUUAACCAUCAAAGUUCAAGUCAUGAAGGUGCACCACUUUGCACGUGGAUUCUGGGAGCAUGAACCUAGUCUUGGAUGCAAGCGGCUGCGCCCGCUCGCUCCUAAGCUUGUCACCACCCCCACCACCACCACGGCCACCACCACGGUUAACGCUUUUGAUCUCAAGAGUUUCAUUAGACCUGAGAGUGGUCCUAGAAAACUUGAAUCUUCCGACUUUGAGAAGAAGGAAUCUGCUCAGGUAGAGGCGCAGCAGGCAGGGGGAACGAGGUGGAAUCCAACGCAAGAACAGAUAGGAAUACUGGAAAUGCUGUACAGAGGCGGGAUGCGAACGCCGAACGCGCAGCAAAUCGAACAGAUCACCGCACAGCUCGGCAAGUAUGGAAAGAUCGAAGGCAAAAACGUGUUCUACUGGUUCCAAAAUCACAAGGCACGCGAGAGGCAGAAGCAAAAGCGCAAUAGUCUCGGCCUCACACACAGUCUAAGAACCUCAGCUUCGCCCUUUACGACAACUACCACCACUAAUUAUCUAUUAUUAUCUACCUCUAAGGAUAAAAAGUUGUUGCAGGGGGAAGAGGGAUUAGAUGUUAGCUCAUACAAGAGAAAGUGGAGGUCAUGGGGAUUUGAUGAAUGCGUAGAAGAAGAAGAAGAAGAAGAUAGCAGAUAUUGUUGUACAGAAGAAGAAGGGGAAGAUAGAACCCUAAAGCUAUUCCCAUUGCACCCGGAAGGAAGAUGUUGAAGGGUUUCUUUAGAAAUAAAUGUUGAUUUCAAUUUUAACUUGAUCUGCGCGCAGGUUAAUUAAGUUGUAAUCUGCUUUUAUUUCCAUGAGGUGGUUCAAUUAUUAUUUUUCUUGCUUUGUGUUUCUUUCUUUCAACAAGGAAAGGAUGAAACACAAAUUGUUGUAUGAACCAUUUUUCUCUAUUCUAAUUUAUUUUUCAUCCAUGCUAUAAA
This is a messenger RNA of Sesamum indicum (sesame), 1153 nucleotides long. Its product is annotated as WUSCHEL-related homeobox 4. Gene Ontology annotation, biological process: procambium histogenesis; cell division; phloem or xylem histogenesis. Lineage: Eukaryota; Viridiplantae; Streptophyta; Magnoliopsida; Lamiales; Pedaliaceae. The record is from RefSeq and is a predicted model, not a curated record. Gene Ontology annotation, cellular component: nucleus. Gene Ontology annotation, molecular function: DNA-binding transcription factor activity; DNA binding.